Messenger RNA from Dioscorea cayenensis subsp. rotundata (Guinea yam), 1997 nucleotides. Its product is annotated as transcription initiation factor TFIID subunit 8-like. The transcript has a single exon. Bases 493 to 1605 code for a protein of 370 amino acids. NCBI's taxonomy places the organism in Eukaryota, Viridiplantae, Streptophyta, Magnoliopsida, Dioscoreales, Dioscoreaceae. Gene Ontology annotation, cellular component: transcription factor TFIID complex. The record is from RefSeq and is a predicted model, not a curated record. Gene Ontology annotation, molecular function: protein heterodimerization activity.
CUUUCUCUCUCGAUCUUAUGAACGAAGCCUAAUUAGGGUUUGGGUUGUCUUUUGAAGUUCUCUUUCCCACCGACCAAACCCUAAAUCAAAUUCUUACUAGAUUCUCUUCCCCCUUAAGGAAACCCUAGCGUCCCUUCCAAUUGGUACCCCAACCCCAACCCUAGAUGUUGUCUCCUUAACGCUUGAUUGCGAGCCACUCCGAGCUCCAGCUGCCGCCGUCCAUGGUGCCCCAACGAAAUCAUCGAUGAGUCCCGGGCGAGCUCCCAAGCUCGUUCUUUUUUUAUAUCUACUUCUCUCUCAUCUCAAUGCCCCCGGAUUACAGGGUUUCUGAGCCUAGCGGACUUCCCCGUCGUCGAAACCCUAGCUCCGGAUCAGGCAAGCCCUUUACCUACAAACUCAUUGUUUUGAAGACAAAUGCUUCAAGGUAUGCUUGGUACAUGGUGAAACCAGUGGAAAUCCUGAGGCGCGACCUGAUAAUAUGAUCAGCUGAAUAUGAACGAUGGAGGCAAGGAGAGUGGAGAGGAUAACCAGAACAACGUUUCUACCAGGAAGAGCAGCCUUCCAUCCCCGUCUUCCGCAGGUGCAGAUGAUUUCAGCCGCUCCAUUGCCAGGAUCGCCGUUGCCCAGGUCUGUGAGUCCGCCGGGUUCCAUGCCUCCCGCCACUCUGCUCUCGAUGCAGUUGCUGACAUCCUCGUCCAGUAUAUCCAUGAUCUAAGCAAGGCUGCGCACUUCUAUGCUACUCUGUCUGGCAGGACGGUUUGCAAUGUCUUUGAUAUAAUUCAGGGUUUAAAAGAUCUUGAAUUUCCUCACGGUUUUCCUGGCGCAUCUGAUAUCCAUGAGUGUGCAGUUAGUUCGGGUGUUAUUAGAGAGAUCACAAGGUUUGUGGACAAGACUGAGGAGAGCCCAUUUGCUCUCCCGGUGCCUAGCUUUCCGAUUGGUAGGCAACCUAAACCAAUAGUUAGUUUUGCUCAGGUUGGAGAGUUGGCAGCAGGGAAACAUAUUCCUGAUUGGCUCCCAGUGUUUCCCGAUCGGCAUACGUAUAUCCACACUCCGGUUUGGAAGGAGAGAACCAGCGACCCAAAAACUGAUAAGAUUGAGCAGGUACGACAGCGGAGGAAGGCGGAGAGGUCUCUGUUGGGUUUGCAGCAGAGGCUAGCUUGCAAUGGCGCCGCUAUGUCUGCCUCAGCAGCUGAUGGUUACAUUGGAAAGGGAAAGCAGGUGUUUGGCACUAACCCAUUCUUGGCCCCACCUCUGCCUCCUGGAGAGAAACAAGUCUCGGAGGUUGUUGUGCCAGAUAAGAUUAUUGAGGGGAAGAGGGUGUCCAUUCUUGAAACUUUUGCUCCUGCCAUUGAGGCUGCAAAGCAAGGUUCCUUUAUCCCGCAUGUUAGUGCAGAAAACAGGGUUCUUCCCAGCAAAAGGUCCACUGUGCAUUUCAAAUUUGGUGUAGACAAGAAGUCUAUUGCCCUGCAAGUGAGCUCAGCUGCUGCAGGUGGGAAAACUGAUUCCUGGUUUCUGAGGGAUGAUGAGAAAGAUGACAAGAAGCGGAGGGUGGAGAUGAUACUCAAGGAAUCAAUGGAGAAACCAGAUGGACUCACUCAGCUGUAAAUUAAGCCAUGGACCAGCUUUGUUGGUGGGGACUGUAUUGCUUCAUGCAUGGUUGUGGGGAUUCAUAGAACUGCCAUUGAGGUUCCUCAUGGGUUGCUUGUGCCAUGUGAGUACUUUGAGGUAUAUAAAAUGCCACCCCACAUUAUGCAAUAAGGCUUGUUUCAUGGUCAUUCUUUCCUGUUCAUUUAGAAGGAUUUUUGUUUCUCUUUUCUUAGAAUGAUGUGGUGAUGUGCACCCGGCAUGCUUAGUAUAGUUAAUUAACACAUAGUCUAGGGAGUCAAUUGUCUUCAGUCCAUCAUAACAUCUAUAUGUUUAAAAGAUAGACAUGAACUUUGCAACAUGGUGCACUCUGGGGGUCAUAAAUACCAACCCAAGUCUCUGAGACUUUGUCA